GCUCUCUCUCCGAGUACUUGAGACAGAAUUUUAAUAGGCUCUGGUGACAGGGAGGUAAUGAAACGGAGCAACGGGAUUGGAGCGACAUCUGUUGUGAUAUUAAAUGACAACCUGCUGAUGCCAACACAAGGGUAAUGAACUGAAAACGCCCAUGUGAAGUUGAGAGAGACCCGCUUCCUGUUGUGUUUACGCAAAUUUACUGGACUCAGUGUGUUUUCAAGUUCCAGUCUCAAGAUGGUUCCAGUCUCAUCAUUUUGUCUUGUGAAAGUACUGCUAACCAAGGGAAGACUGAUGCAUUACUUAUUAACAGAGGGAAAGACUUUCAAGUGCUUAACUACAACCUUCCUACCCAGCACAGCAUGUCUGUCCACUCUGGGAUCAUGCAUUGGAAAAAAAAAUAUCCUCAUCAUGGGCCCUCCUGGAGCCGGAAAAACAACUGUAGGGAGAAUUAUUGGCCACAGAUUGGGACGCUCUGUCAUAGAUGUAGAUGAUGACAUUCUUGAGAAGGCAUGGGAUAUGACUGUAGCAGAAAAACUGUCAGAAGUUGGUGGGGAGCAGUUUUUAGAAGAAGAAGGCAAAGCCCUUUUAAACUUUACAAUUUCUGGGAGUGUCAUUUCAUUGACUGGGUCCAAUCCAAUACACUCUAGGAGCAUGGAACAUGUGAAACAGAAUGGAAUAGCGGUAUAUCUUGAUGUGUGUACAGAAGACAUCAUUGAGAGACUUGAGAGAAUGAAAGUUGAUAGAAUUGUUGGGCAAGGCCCAGAAGUUUCAAUGAGGGACAUUUUACGAUACAGACAGCAAUUUUACAAAAAGUGGUGUGAUACACGGGUGCUGUGUGGCGCUGGUGACACAGCAGAGAAAAUAGCAGAUAAAGUACUUGAAGCAGUAAAGAGAUACCAAGACUCAGAAUCGGAGACCUUUGUUUCAACCAGAGGCACACUAUCAAGGAACAGUGGAUCAAAUACUGGCAAGAAGUUCUUCAGUGAUGUUAUUGUUGAGGGUCUGGCCCCAGAUGGAGGGCUGUAUGUGCCCCUGAAUGGUCUUCCGAAGCUCACUUCCAGUGAGUGGCAGAGGCUGGUGAAUAUGUCUUUUCCUGAAAGAGCUCAAGUGCUACUGGAAAGAUGCAUACACCCUGCUGAUGUACCUCCUGCACAUCUGCUUGAGAUAGUCGAACGGGCUUAUGGGGAAAACUUUGCUUGCUCAAGGAUUGCUCCAGUUCGACACCUGAUGCACAACCAGUAUGUUGUGGAGUUGUUUCAUGGGCCCACUGCUUCUUUUAAAGAUUUGUCUCUGCAGCUGAUGCCUCAGCUUUUUGCAUACUGCAUACCUCGAACGUGCAAUUAUUUAGUCUUGGUGGCAACCUCUGGAGAUACAGGUAGUGCAGUUCUUGAAGGUUUCAAGAAUCUUAGUGACAUUGAUAAGCAGAGGAUCACUGUGCUGGCAUUCUUCCCUGAAAAAGGUAUAAGUUCAGUUCAGAAGAUGCAGAUGACAAGAUAUGUUGAGGGAAAUGUAAAAGCAGUGGGUGUCAACUCUGACUUUGACUUUUGUCAAAGAGCAAUCAAAAAGAUGUUCACUAACUCUGAGCUGACAGGUUUUCUUGCAGUUGAAUAUGGUACAGCCUUGAGUACCGCAAACUCCAUAAAUUGGGCACGUCUGCUCCCACAGGUGGUUUACCAUUCUUCAGCAUACUUUGAUCUCAUCAGCCAAGGUGUCCUUUCGUUCGGAGAUCCCAUAGAUGUUUGUAUCCCUACCGGUAACUUUGGAAAUGUUUUGGCAGCUGUGUACGCAAAACGGAUGGGAAUUCCUAUCAGAAAGCUAAUCUGUGCUUCAAAUCAAAAUAACAUUCUUACUGACUUCCUAAGGACAGGGGAGUAUGAUCUUAAUGGUAGACGUCUUCUAAUCUCAGUUUCUCCUUCGAUAGAUAUUCUGAAGUCAUCUAACCUUGAAAGAUAUCUGUACCUCAUCUCAAACGGUGACUGGCAGCUGGUGAGGGAUCUAUACUCACAGCUGGAAAGGCAGAAUCUUUUUCGGGUGCCGGGGUCUUUACUCGAGAGAAUUCAGCAGGAUUUCCUGGCAGGCUGGUGCUCUGAGGAGGAGUGUUUAGCCACUAUCCAGUCUGUGCACUCUGCCACAGGAUACAUUCUGGACCCCCACACAGCUGUUGCCAAAGUUGUAGCAGACCGUCUGCAAGACGGGACGUGUCCAGUUGUCAUUGCCUCUACAGCUCAUUACGCCAAGUUUGCACCUGCUGUUCUAAAAGCUUUAAAGUUUAAGGAAGUAACUGAGAAUACACUACAUCAGCUUCAGCUGCUCCAUUCGUUGGGUUCACUGCCUCCUGUUCAUAACACUUUGCUAGAGUCUCUGAAAGAAGACAAACAGAAGCACAAGAUAUGUGAAGCAGACCACAGUGCUCUCAUCCACCAAGUAGAAACUUUCAUUCAGGAUAAGUUCAUGAAAGUAUUGUAAACAUUGAACAAUAAAUGAACAAGACUCACAUUGAUGCUUUAGGAAAUCCAAAGAACAGUCAGACAAGACUAUAAAGUACAAAGUACAAUACAGUGCAUGUGAUUAACUUGCUGAACUUACAAAACAACAAUAGGCUUGUGCAUCUUUAAUAUGCAUCUUCCUUCACUAGAGCUGAGCAUGGGUUAAGCCUUCAUGAUACCACCAGGAGUACACUGCAUCUAAAUGAAAUGUGACACAUUAAAAUCCUUUUUUAUUUUAUAAAUGUUAUGCUUAACCUCCUAUUCCUGUAUGGAGUAGCAGGGGUAUGGUGUCACUACAGCUAAGUUGGACUUCAUCUUAAUUAAAAUGGGCUGUCAAAAAAGCCUACAUAAUUUAAAUUGGUAUAAUUAACAGAUUUAUGGGACAGGCAAAUAGAACAAAAAAGCGUUUCACAAGAUCAAAGAACCAUAACACUGAAAGUAAUGAAAUAAAGAAAAAACACAACAUUUAAGUCAUUGGCAUAAGAAUUGCUCAGGCUGUUCAUUCCCCUUGGUCUCUUUAAAGUAGAGACAACUAUUGUGGUUGUACUGUAGCGUGAAUUUAUGCCCAUGGGGGCAGGUUGAGACCACUAAUUUAAACUACUUUCACUUGUGGCCUGAGCCAAAUUCUUCCACUUGCUACAUAGGUGAAAAUAAGCCUGCUAUAACACCUAAGCCCACAAGAGGUUGUAAUUUAAUGAAUGUAAUACAAACUGCUUUCAUCCCCACUCUGCAUGUGUGUGUCAUAUUCAGGUAUCAUACAUUUUAAUAAACAGAAUGCCUUGCAUCCAGUGAUAGCAGAUGUCCUUGACCAGUGGUAAUGCAGUUAACAACAAAUUUGGUGGCUUUGUAUAUGGUUUGAUUUUAGUAUUCUGAGCUACCUGAUUAAUGUUCACAUUGGAUCUUCAUUUCAUGGAAUUGGUUAUUUUUGUGGGUGCAUGGAUUUGUGCCAUUAGUAAGUAAGUAAAAAGCUUAAUGAUGCAUUGAAAUGAUUGAAAACAUACGGAGGCUUGUAACUAAUACAAUAGAGCAGAACGAAAAUAGAAGCUGCCAAAGUACAUUAAACCAAAGAGAGUAUUGAAUUGAGGUGACAGUCAAUAACACAAAUCCACCACAGGAUGGCAUGAUCGUUUCUGUUAAGCUAUGUGUUUCAGAAUGGUCUCGUAUGCCUGAUUAAUUACGUUAAAUUUAAAAUUAUAGGCUAGACAGGUCCCAGGAUCUUUCAUUACACAAAUGAAUAAAGAAGACUAGUUAAAAUUGUUGUAUAUUUUAAUUUUAUAAAGUAACAGGAAAAAUCAA
Molecule: messenger RNA, 3782 nt
Organism: Polyodon spathula (Mississippi paddlefish)
Lineage: Eukaryota; Metazoa; Chordata; Actinopteri; Acipenseriformes; Polyodontidae
Product: threonine synthase-like 1
Exons: 2
Coding region: 235-2466 (743 amino acids)
Cellular component (GO): cytoplasm
Source: RefSeq, a predicted model, not a curated record